Diuraphis noxia (Russian wheat aphid) is the source of this 764-nucleotide messenger RNA. Its product is annotated as glutathione S-transferase 1-1-like. Gene Ontology annotation, molecular function: glutathione transferase activity. Gene Ontology annotation, biological process: glutathione metabolic process. The record is from RefSeq and is a predicted model, not a curated record. NCBI's taxonomy places the organism in Eukaryota, Metazoa, Arthropoda, Insecta, Hemiptera, Aphididae.
GGCGUAGACGUCCACCGCGACUUUAUUGACACGCAUUUCAUCUUCGUUCAACUCUCUACAUCACGGUUACUACRAAAACUUAGAAAUGACCAUUGAUUUCUACUACGCCUCGUGGAGUCCUCCAUGCAGGACCGUGGAACUUGUGGCCCACAUUUUAAACGUMGAACUCAAUCGGAUUGUGACGACACCGAGCAAAGGMGAUACACAAAAACCAGAAUACAAGCAAUUGAACCCUCAGCACACGAUUCCGACCAUCGUCGACAACGGUUUCGUUUUGAGCGAGAGUUUACAGACAAACAGCCCAGUGUUCAUGACCGGACAUUUUGGAACUGCUGCCUUACCGAAAUUGAAAGCCGCCUUGGAAAUACUCGAUGCGUAUUUAGCAAAAAGUAAGUGGGUAGCCGGGCCCGAAGUAACCCUAGCUGAUAUCGUCGUAGUGGUCACUAUAUCAAGUUUGGAGAUUGUGGGCUAUGAACUGACCAGCUAUCCCAACAUAUUGAAAUGGUUUAAGGCCGCACAGACAACAUUACCCGGUUACAACGAAGCCAACCACAAAGGAACGAUAGCGUUUAAAGACUAUCUGUUUUCAAAAUUGAAAACUAAUUAAAAAUCUACUUAUCUAAAAUUUGAAUCAUCCAUUCACACCGUUCAUUUGAUGUGACGGCGUAUUAAUUAAUAAUCAUAAUUGUUUUAAAGAUACAGAUUGUAAGAAUUUAAAUUUUAUUAUUUUUACUGUCAAUUAUUCAAGUGCCCAGAGGAAAAUA